GCCGUCGAAAUGUCAAUGUCAAACGCAUUGGCUUGGCACAGUGUGUGUGGUGGACAUCGUUUGUUGCCAAGGUUUUCGUAGUUUUCAUUUUCAGAAAAUAUUUUUCUCAUAAACUUGAAUUUUCUAGUAACGACAUCUCAAAUUAUGGCACCUACAGACUGGGAUGAAAUUAAAAGGCUAGCAGCCGAUUUCCAAAAAGCUCAGUUAAGCUCUACUUCUCAAAGAUUGUCGGAAAGAAAUUGUAUUGAAAUAGUGACGAAACUCAUAGAGCUUAAACUUAUAGAUGUUAUAUUUACCACAGAUGGUAAGGAGUAUUUGACGUCACAGCAGUUGAUUAAAGAAAUAAAAGAUGAGUUGUAUGUCCAGGGAGGCCGCAUCAAUACUGUGGACCUUGCUAAAGAACUAAAUGUCGAUUUAAAUCAGAUUAAUACUUGUGUUUCUGAGAUAGUGAGAGGUAAAGAAGUUCAACUUGUGUCUGGGUAUUUAAUAGCAUACUACUAUUUAGAAAAAAUUGCAAGGGAAAUCAAUGAAAAACUUCAAUUGCAAGGCCAAAUAUCUGUGGGUGAGCUUACUCUGCAAUAUGACCUUCCUGCUGAGUUAUUACAGCAUAAUGUCAUCGAAAAAUAUUUGGGCAAAAUUAUAUUGGGGAAGCAAGAUGCUUCAGACUCAAGAGUAUUUUAUACUGAAGAAUAUAUUACACGAACAAAAGCCAAGAUUCGUGGAGCCUUAAUAGGUCUCUUGAAGCCAACACCAGUCACAGUAAUAAUAAACCACUGUAAUCUUGCUGAUCGUUUAUUUAUGAAUUUAUUUGAUCAAGUUAAUGCGCCUGGUGUACUAACUGGGCGACAAGCAGGUGCCCUGUAUGUACCUUCUUGUUAUACAAAGUCCCAAAAUGACUGGGUAAUUAGUUUUUUUAAACAAAACAAUUACCUAGAAUAUGAUGCGUUGUCCCGCUUGGGUAUCUCUGAUCCAAAAGGUUAUGUGAAGAGAAUUCUGACUAAUGAAGAUUUAACCUUUCUUAGCAGCUGUGUAAUUGGUUCACAAAUUAAACAGCAAUUAGAGACAGCAUUGGAAGAAUGUAUUUCUUCAAAAAGUUACUUAGAUAUUGUACAACUGCUUCCAUCUGUUUUGUCUGACACUGACAUUGCGAAUGUCCUAGAGGCACUAUUGAUAAACAACUCAAAAGGCACUAUUCUAUUUGAUAAUACAGUUUUCAGUACUCAUUUCAUUGAUAAUCUUAAACAAAGUUGUAUGCCUGUUAUGCAUAAAAAAGCUGAAGCAGUUGUGAAAUCUGGCAAAUAUCAGCAGUUCUAUUUAGAAAAGCAGCUAAGUAAAGUAUCAGAUAUGGGGCAGCAUGGACAUGUGGACCACAAAGCUGAGAGGCGAGAGGAACGGAGAAGAAAGGCUGCUUCUGGAAAAGGUGGUGGGGGUACACAAGGUCGUGAGACUAAAACAAAAGCUGUUAAAAAACACCCAAGGUCCAAACAAGCUGUCCAUGAUUCCGAUUCAGAUGAUAAUUCCAAUGUGACGAAACAGAUCAAAACUGAUCUGGAGAUUAUUAGUGUAGAGGAUGUAGAAAAUAUCAUAAAAGAAGCUCUCGAAAAUGAAGGCCUUGAUGAUCUUUUGUCUCAAAUUGCUGAACAUCUGCAAGGAACUCUCAAUUUGGCUGGCUUAGCAUUAGCAAAGGACACUGCUGACAAAUUGCUGCAAGAUACUAGUCAAAAUAGGAAGCAAACACACGCUUCCACUCAGGACAAGAUCAACAUUUUGGUAAAUGACAUUAAAUUGUAUGAGAAGGGUUUGAAAACUUUGCCAUCAGAUCAACAACCACAAUUCAUCAAGUACUUGUUAAAAUCUCUUGGAGCGGAUGUCCUUGCAGAAUUCUGCAAGUAUGCUGCAAAUCAAUGCAAUCUUUCAGUGCAAGUAGAUACUUUAUCUGUUGAACAGAGGAAUAAAAUUAUGAAUGAUUUGACAGAGGAAUACAAAAAACCGCUGUUGGCUCUUAAUGGAACCAUUACUGAACAAAAUAUGGAGCUAUUUUAUCAGGCUGUAGAUGUGUGUUUGUCAGAGUGUGGUAUGAUUUUAAAGAAAAUUGACAAAAAGAAGGACAAAUUAUUAAUUCAAAAUCACAGAGAGAAAUUGAUAUCUGAAUUAGAAGUUUGUGAAGACCCUGCCUUGGGCUUGCAUUUGGCUGCACUAGCGACGUUUACCAUCAUUACACAAAACAUGCUUCAUGCUUCCGGCAGGCAGGUCCCUGUUAUCAUUGCUUUUCUUAAAGCUUAUUUGAAGGAACAAGAUUUUCAAAAACUUCAGCUGUGCCAUGAAUUAGUUGCAAAAUAUUUAACGGCUGCUGAAGAUGAGAAGGCAAAUGUUGAAGAUAGACUUCAGGAUGAAAUGCCAGGGCUUAAAAAUAUGGUCAACGAAAUUAAGAAAAAUAAGUAAUACUUCUAAGGAAUUUAUGUAUAUUUGAAAAUGAAUAUUCUAAAAUAAAGGUGACACAGGUACAAGCAUA
This is a messenger RNA of Plodia interpunctella (Indianmeal moth), 2512 nucleotides long. It is a transcript of the gene Ufl1, whose product is annotated as UFM1 specific ligase 1. Gene Ontology annotation, cellular component: endoplasmic reticulum membrane. Gene Ontology annotation, biological process: protein K69-linked ufmylation; regulation of proteasomal ubiquitin-dependent protein catabolic process; response to endoplasmic reticulum stress. Gene Ontology annotation, molecular function: UFM1 ligase activity. The transcript has 6 exons. The coding region runs from base 145 to 2442 and encodes 765 amino acids. NCBI's taxonomy places the organism in Eukaryota, Metazoa, Arthropoda, Insecta, Lepidoptera, Pyralidae. The record is from RefSeq and is a predicted model, not a curated record.